Molecule: messenger RNA, 2157 nt
Organism: Limulus polyphemus (Atlantic horseshoe crab)
Lineage: Eukaryota; Metazoa; Arthropoda; Merostomata; Xiphosura; Limulidae
Product: monocarboxylate transporter 10-like
Exons: 5
Coding region: 1-2157 (718 amino acids)
Biological process (GO): transmembrane transport
Molecular function (GO): monocarboxylic acid transmembrane transporter activity
Source: RefSeq, a predicted model, not a curated record
AUGGAUGAGAGUGAAUCAAUUAAUUCCGAAAAGUGUUUAAAAUUUCCUAUUUAUACCUUGCCUGCUCAGGACGAGACAGUCCAGCCCAGCGGUGACGGGGCUGUUAUCGAUUCCUCCCCGCAAAGCUAUCCGGUAACUGAACCUGUAGGCCGGCGACGUACCAAAUCUUUGCCGUCUCGACAGGUGAACUUCGCCGUUGAAAGAAUCGUGACGCCCUCGGUAACAUUGGCCGCUCAACAUAAAUCUGUUUCUCAGCCGGCAGCCAAAGCUGCGACCUUACCGCAGAGAAAAUUUCGGAACACCAAAGUCAACGAUGGUGGUGUGUGUGAACGCGGGAAACCAACAGUUACAACUGUCGACCCGAAAACGUCAACUAUUCGCCAGCACUAUUACCCCGAAGGUGGGUGGGGGUGGGUGAUUUGCAUCUGUGCGUUCUUCGUACACUUCCUCUCCACGGGGCUUCAGCUGUCCUACGGAGUUCUUUACUUACAGAUCGUGAAAACUUUUGGUGAAGAUAAAUUACAUGAAGCCGCUUGGAUUGGAUCACUGUCUUUAGCUUCAGGUUUUUUCCUUUCACCAGUAAUUGUGGCCCUCUGUCGGAGAAAAAGUGUUCGAUUAACAGCAGUUUUAGGAGGAUUUAUUUCAGCGCUUGGUUGUCUCUUUACUUCGUUUGCUUUGCAAAUUCACCAAGUUUUCUUCAGUUAUGGAAUAUUUAUGGGUUUUGGACUCGGCAUGGCACGAGAGACGUCCAACAUUAUGAUUGGUCAAUAUUUCAAACGCAAGCGUGAAUUUGUAGAGCUCAUUGUUCAGUCAGGAACUGGAUUAGGAAUUACUGUGAUGUCUGUUUUUCUACGAGAAAUUUUAAGAGCGCUAGACUGGAGACUUGGACUUCAAGCAUUAACAGGAAUUGUUUUCAUAACUUUCUUACUUGGAAUUUGUUAUCGAUCAGCUUCGUUAUAUCAUCCCCAGAGAAGGGCAAUUCUUCACCUAAAAAACCAGAAGCGAAAAGUCAAAGACAAAUCUGCUCAACAAGAAAAAAACCCCUUCUUCGACUUCUCACUGCUGCGGACCAGGACUUUACAAAUCGUCAUGCUGUCAUCGUUUCUGUGUUCCUUUGGUAUUUAUACUCCUUGUUUUUAUAUGGCCAUCAUAGCAGACAACGAGGGACUAGAAAACACCUCUAUUCUUCUUCUCCAGGCCUUUCUAGGGAUAGCUUUCAGUGUGGGAUGUCUCAUUUUUGGAUUUUUGAUAGUGAAAAGCAGUGAACAGUGCAUUAUAGCUCGCCAAUAUCUCUGCCAAGCCGCCAUGUUUGGAACAGCAAUUGCCAUAUUGUCAUUUUGUGCGGUGAACGAUUACCAUGGUUACGUAUUCUUUGUUUGGAUCUAUGGGGUGUUUUGUGGUGGGUUUCAAUACACGUUGAAAAUGUACAUAUUUGAGAAAGUCCGACCCAGAAACUUUAAUCGCUCUUGGGGAUUUCUUCAAUGUUCUCAAUUUAUUUCAGUUCUAACUGGUAUUCCAAUUACAGGUUAUAUAAAUCGGAGUCGAGGACCAAAAACAGGAGUUUUCUUUUCCUCCGGAUGCGUAUUGGCAGGAAUGUUAAUUAUGUUUCUUAUCAAUCUCCGAAAAACAUCAGAGAGAAAAACACAAAGAACGGUGUUGAUGGGGGAGAAAGAUGAUCAAAGCCAGUUUGAAUUAGAUGCGGCGAUAGCACUAAAUGAUGAAGACGUUUGCACGUGUGGCAGGAAUCUAGGAGGAGAAGAGUUGUUGCCUUCAGCCAGAUGUCAAAAAGCUACUUCGUUCGCUACUUCGUUAGGACCGGAGGAUGAAGAUCGAAGGCCGGAACUUUUUACGUGUAUCUCCGAAGAGGGCUUAGUGGACCUAGCGGACAAUAAUGUGCUAGAUGAAUGGUGUAUGGGGGAAUGUAUUACCUCGUGCAAUAAGGAAGAAAAGUUCCUAAUGAUUAGUGAAUUCGAGAACAACCUCCAUGAUACGGUGAAGUCAUCUCGUGAUCAUCGGAUACAUCAUUCUCCCGCCAGAAGGAGUAGUACACAUCCGGAACUGUUCUAUGUGACGCAACGACACCGCUUUGAUCCAGUUGGCUUACACGUACCAAAGAGAAAAAUAUCUGUUAUAGAAGAAGUCACUAGCUCUGUUUAA